Messenger RNA from Rotaria sp. Silwood2, 2400 nucleotides. The record is from the annotation of a GenBank genome assembly. NCBI's taxonomy places the organism in Eukaryota, Metazoa, Rotifera, Eurotatoria, Philodinida, Philodinidae.
AUGUCGAGAAUAAUUUAUAACAAUAAUGAAAGUAAUCAAAUACAACCAAUAUCAUCUUUAAUACCAAAUAAGCCACGAUAUCCGAAUAUUGGUUAUAGUCAUAGAAAUAAUAAUAAAUAUAAUAAUCAAUAUAGAAAUUAUAAUAUCAAUCCAAAUAAUAUUUAUAAUAGUAAAUUUUAUCGUCGAAAUUAUAUUAAUCAAAAUUUUCAACAAAAUUAUAGAAAUGUGAAUAGAAGAAAUACAAAUGAUUAUCACGUCAAUUCAUAUUCAUAUGAAAAUAAUCGACGUGGAAGCAUGAUUAGUUCAGUACCGGAACAAAGAAAAUCUGGUAAAAAUCAAAGAAUGAAACGGUCGAUAUCAAGACAACGACAAGGACGUACAAGUAAACCUGGACAAUUACAAUUAAAUGAUUAUAUGCCACCACAAUUACGUGUUACAACAUCAAUAGGAAAUAUUCCAAAUCUUCCAUUAGAUUUUACUUUAACAAAUUUAGAUACAACAAUGAAUGCAAGAUCUAAUCUACCAGGAAAUGUUUUAACACAACGACCAAAUUAUACAACACAAAGAAUAACAACAAAUGAUACAACUCAACCAUUUGUUGUUUCCAAUGAUUUAAAUGAAAAUAAUAAUGAACAACAGUUACAACACAAUAAUAAUCAACAGUUAAAACAUAAUUAUAAUCAACCAGAACGUCCAACAAUUGCGACGACUACGACAACGACAUCUUAUAGACGUCGACAACGUCGGAUUCGUCAACGGCAACAAAGACAAAAUUAUCAUGAUAUAAAUAAUGAAAAUCAUAAUAGAUUUAAUAUAUUAGAAAAAAUAGAUACAUCUACAGAUACUGAAUCAGAUUAUGAAAAUCAAGCAGUUGAUGAUGUUCUUUCUAUAGUAGAUAAUGAUAGUAAUUAUAACAAUGAAAACCAAUCAAGACAACAGAAUAAGUGGAAUCAAAUUAAUAAUAGAAAUAAUGAUAAUAAAAAUAAUGAUAAUUUUAAAAAAAUAAAACAAAAAAUUUAUCUUGAACCUAAUCGAAUAAUGCGAUAUAUGCAAGAUAAUGUAGCAGUUAUUAUGGGUAGUCGUGGUAAUCAAGCAUAUGUAUUAGCUGCAACUCCACUCUAUGAUGAAUGGAUACGAAACAAUUAUGAAUUACAAGUUUGGCAAACAUACCAGAGAAUGGGUAUACAAGAUAAGCAUUGGGCAAAAGAAGUUGUUACACGUACAAAAAAACGUGAUAACAUAAUAAAUAGUCGAUUUAUUCAGAAAAAGAUUAAUCAAUUAACAAAUAAUAUUGCUCAAACCAAUGCUCAAAUUACAAAUCUACAAAUACAAUUAAAUACAUAUUGGACUCAAACAACAGCUGGUACAAUGAAUACAACAAUGACAUCAAAUGCACCAUUAACAACAGCACCAGGAACAAAUACAAAUCGAAUUCGUGAUGCAGUUGAUCGACUAGAAAAAAACAUUGUACAAUAUAUUCAACAUUGUACACAGCAUGUUAAAAGUAUGUCCGAAAACAAAAUACGAUUAGCACGAAUAGAAAUUGAUGAAUAUAAAGCAUUAGAAGAUUUUAAAGAAAUAGCCAACCCAAACCAAUGGAAUAUUCAUUUAAUGUUAAAAUCAAAAAUGAAACAAUGGAGUACAAAAAAUAAAAAUUAUAUUACAGCUGCAAAACGUAUUGAAUAUGAUCUACCCCCAAAAUUUAUUUCAAGUGCUAGUUGUACAUUUAAAAUUGAUGAAUCAAUUGUCAGUAAAGAAGAAGCUCAAAUCUUAUAUGAUCAAAUGCGUCAAUUAACGAAAGAUUAUCGUAUGCAAGCUAUGUCUAUAUAUCUACGAGCAAUGACUCGUGAAAAAGAAAUUUUAAAAAAUGAAAUUGAUAAUAUUAUAAAAGGUUUCAUACAAGAAAAUGCUGAAGAUUUUGAUAUUGAACUAAACUCAAGUUACAUAGCAUUUAAAUAUUAUAAUGAAUUACGUGAGAAACGUUUAAAUCUUGAAGCUCAAAAAGCAGUUUAUUUUUUAGAAGAGCAGCGAGUCGAGGGCGAUCAAAUCGAAGAAGAAGAAACAACGGUUGCCCCGACUCUUACUCCACAAAUUAAGUUAACCGAGGAAGAAAAUGAAUUAUUAAAAUUAGGCCCUCGGUUUAUUUAUAAUGAUCCAAAAACGGCUUCCCGACGACGUAUAACUGAGCUGGCUACAUUAAAGCGCAAAAUUGAAGCACGAUUCUUCGAACAAAAAGUUAGCCCCGGUAAACUAGUUGAAAAAUUUAUAGCCGAAUUGGAUAUUAUAUUAAAAAACUUACAUAAUACAUCUACAAAUAAAUUAAAUCAUAAAAUUAAACAACAAAAUAAUCAAACAAUUACAUGUGAUAAUCUAUUAGAAUCAAUUCAAUUAAAUCAAAAU